AUGGCACUGCACAUGGCUCUUGUCAUGUUGAGUCUCCUGCUGCUGUUGGAAGCUCAGAACCCAGAACUUGCCAACAUCACCAUAGGUGACCCUAUUAUCAACAAUGAGACCCUGAGCUGGCUCUCUGACAAAUGGUUUCUCAUUGGUGCGGCUUCCCAAAAUCCUGAGCUCCAGCAGCAGUCAAUUCAAGAGAAGCUGACAGUAUUUCUUUACCUUACCCCCAAUUUGAUAAAAGACAAGAUGGAGAUUCAGGAGUAUCAGACCUUAGGUGACCAGUGUGAAUAUUACACCAACCAUCUGGGAUUCCAGAAAGAGAAUGGUGCCCUCUCCCUGUAUGAAGGAGGAAAAAGCUUUGCUCACCUGAUAGUGCUGAAGAAACAUGGGGCCAUCAUCCUUGCCUUCAACCUGAAGGAUGAGAAGAAAAGGGUGCUGACUCUCUGGGCUAAAAAGCCAGAUAUCACCCUGGAGCUGCGGGAAGUAUUCCAGAAGGCUGUCAAACACGUGGGCAUGGAUGAAUCAGAAAUCAUAUUUGUCGACAGGAAAAAGGAUAGGUGCGGUCAGCAGGAGAAGAAGCAGCUUGAGUUGGGGAAGGAGACCAAGAAAGAUCCUGAGGAAGGCCAGGCAUGAACUCAGCUCUGAACUCCGUGGGCUGUCCCCAGG
Molecule: messenger RNA, 660 nt
Organism: Mus caroli (Ryukyu mouse)
Lineage: Eukaryota; Metazoa; Chordata; Mammalia; Rodentia; Muridae
Product: alpha-1-acid glycoprotein 8-like
Biological process (GO): regulation of immune system process
Source: RefSeq, a predicted model, not a curated record